Molecule: messenger RNA, 729 nt
Organism: Adineta ricciae
Lineage: Eukaryota; Metazoa; Rotifera; Eurotatoria; Adinetida; Adinetidae
Source: the annotation of a GenBank genome assembly
AUGAUGCAUCGUUGGAUUUUAUUUCAUCUGUUUUUCGCAGUGAACUUAUAUCAUUUAGUUAGUUCCAAGAAACCGAUAGCAUUGAUCUAUCGAGGUCCUGCUACUUGUAAAGGUUGUUCAGAAUCUGUCGCAGUGCUUCUUCAAGACAAAUACAAAAUUAUCUACGCUGGACCAAAAGAGAAAGUUGAUGUCGAUGCCACGACUCUAUCAACAGCAGCUUUGUAUGUACAACCUGGUGGUGGUGAUCUUGACGAAGCCUGGCCACAUGUUCGUAAAUACGCUGCAGCGAUUCGUAAAUACGUAAAGAAGGGUGGAAGAUAUCUCGGCAUUUGUCUCGGUGGCUAUUUAGCUGGAACUAAACCUGGCUUUGAUCUUCUACCAGGUUCCGGCCAAACCGAUCAAUACAUCACAUCGAAAGGUGCUGUUGUUACUACUGAAAUCGAUACUGUCGUUCCACUCUAUUGGCGAGGGAAAUUGCGACAUGUAUAUUUUCAAGAUGGCGCACGUUUCGAUCUUGACAAAAAGGCAGCAAAAACGGAAGUUUUAGCAACAUACACAAAUGGAAAGAUUGCUGCUGCGGUACAACACGUUGAUCAAGGACGUGUGGGUAUGGUCGGACCACAUCCUGAAGCUGAUCAGAGCUGGUUUGAUAUAUAUAAACUCAAGAAUCCCGAUGGCAAAAUGAGUUUCGAUCUUUUUCAUGAUCUUGUUAACACAUUGAUGAAUUAA